CAUUAAAGUCAGUUCGUCGUGUCGCUCGAUUCAAUCAUUUCGAAGAAAAUUUUCUAUUCUCUGCUAAAGCAUUUUCAAUUAUUUUUUGUAUUCAAAAUACCUGAACAAUGCCCAACCCGACGGUUCGACCAUAUCCUCAAUUUAAGCCUGCAGAAGAUGGCGAUAAUCUUCGUGCCGCUAUGAAAGGUUUCGGAACUGAUGAACAAACUAUCAUUGAUAUCCUAACUGCUCGCUCAAACUCUCAACGUCAACAAAUUGUCACCUAUUACACGGAAGCUCUGGAAAGAGAUUUAAUUAAGGACUUGAAGAGCGAAUUAGGUGGUAAAUUCGAAGAUCUUAUUGUUGGAUUGAUGAUGCCACCGGAGCAAUAUCUUUGCAAACAAUUGAAUAAAGCAAUGGCUGGUAUGGGGACCGAUGAGAGUGCAUUGGUGGAAAUUUUGUGCACAAAGAACAACGAAGAAAUUAAAAGAUUGGUCGGUGUCUACGAAGAUAUGUACGAACGACCACUGGCCGAACAUCUAUGUAGUGAAACUGGAGGUCACUUCCGCCGUCUGUUAACAUUAAUUAUUACUGGGGUUCGAGAUGAAACUGGCCUCAUCGAACCGGAAAAAGUUAAGCAACAAGCCGAAGAGUUGUAUGCUGCUGGUGAAGCCAAAUUGGGAACUGACGAAAAAGUUUUUAAUAGAAUUAUGGCGCACAGUAGCUUUGAGCAUUUGAAAUUGGUUUUCGAAGAAUAUAAGAAAAUAUCCGGCCAAACGAUAGAGCAAGCAGUAAAACAUGAAAUGGGAGGAGAACUUAAGGAUGCCAUGAUGGCUUUAAUUGAGUAUACGCAAUCUCCUCAAGCAUUUUUUGCAAAACGACUUCAUGCUGCUAUGAAGGGUCUAGGCACCAACGAUACAACAUUGAUCCGAAUCAUUGUAAGUCGCUCAGAAAUCGAUCUUGGGGAUAUUAAGAACGAGUUCGAGAGACUCUUCGAUCGAACACUGUUGAGUGCAGUGAAGAGUGAGACAUCCGGCGACUACAAGAAAGCUUUAUGCGCUCUUAUCGGAAAUGCAUAAAAAAAAAAUUAAUUUUCAUUUUGUGAUUGUUGUUGUAUUUCGUAGCAAAUGUGAGGCUAACAGAUUUAUCUAUAAUUAAAGGU
Molecule: messenger RNA, 1141 nt
Organism: Bradysia coprophila
Lineage: Eukaryota; Metazoa; Arthropoda; Insecta; Diptera; Sciaridae
Product: annexin B10-like
Cellular component (GO): vesicle membrane; nucleus; plasma membrane
Molecular function (GO): calcium-dependent phospholipid binding; phosphatidylserine binding; calcium ion binding
Source: RefSeq, a predicted model, not a curated record